Molecule: messenger RNA, 3591 nt
Organism: Caenorhabditis sp. 36 PRJEB53466
Lineage: Eukaryota; Metazoa; Nematoda; Chromadorea; Rhabditida; Rhabditidae
Source: the annotation of a GenBank genome assembly
AUGUCGAGUAGGAAUGCGAAUGUGGACGACACCACUCUGACAAGUUCAGGUAACGAUACCGACUUUGUCGAAAGUUAGGAAAAGAGGAGAUGCACGGAAGUCCCUUUUCCUUCUUUUCCACCAAUCCUUUCAUUCUCCGAUUCGUUCCAAGAGUACUCCCUUUUCACAGGGAUCUCAGGCUCCGGCUCAAUGUCGCCGCCCAUCUCUUCCCGUCCUGUCUCCGGACAGGCCUCCCCGCUCUCCUCCAACGGAUCUCUCUCGCCACCGCAAUACGUGCAGGGAUCCGUCGCCUUCACUUCUGAAUCUCCGCGUGAUUUGAGCCCGCUUCUUCUUUCGGUGAGCAAAUGCAACUGCUCACGGAACGAAUAAGUCUUUAGGAGUUGGCGUGCUUGAACAUGCGCGAAGUGGUCGCCAGGCCCGGAUUGGGAACCAUCGGCCGUCAAAUUCUGGUCAAGUCCAACUUCUUCGCCGUCGGCUUGAAGAAUCCGAAGAUGGUUGUGAUCCAAUACCAUGUGGAAGUCCAUCAUCCCGGAUGUCGCAAGCUUGACAAGUGAGCUCUAAUAGAUCAUUCGAAGUAUUUCCGCUCAUGUGUUCAGAGAUGAAAUGCGUAUCAUCUUCUGGAAGGCCGUCUCCGAUUAUCCGGACAUCUUUCAGAACAAGUACGCGAUCGCCUAUGACGGUGCUCACCAGCUGUACACUGUGGCUCGUCUCGAGUUCCCCGAGGAUAAGGGCUCGGUCCGUUUGGACUGCGAGGCCACUCUUCCGAAGGACAACAGGGAUCGCACUCGUUGCGCCAUCUCGAUCCAAAACGUCGGGCCGGUGCUGCUGGAGAUGCAGCGCACCCGGACCAACAACCUCGACGACCGUGUGCUCACUCCUAUCCAGAUCCUCGAUAUCAUCUGUCGUCAAUCGCUCACCUGCCCUUUGCUCAAAAACGCGGCCAGCUUCUACACGUGGAAGUCUUCGUGCUACCGUAUUCCGACGGCUGACGGGCAGGCUCUCGACCUGGAAGGGGGCAAGGAAAUGUGGACUGGCUUCUUCUCGUCGGCCCACAUCGCCAGCAACUACCGCCCUCUUCUUAACAUUGACGUCGCUCACACUGCAUUCUACAAGGCGCGCAUCUCGGUGCUUCAGUUCAUGUGUGACGUGCUCAAUGAAAGAUCGACCAAAUCUAAUCGCGGUAUGCAGCGAGGAGGUCCGGGGGGACCAGUCGGAUACCGUGGAGGACGUGGCGGUCGUGGAGGGGGGUACGGAAACUUUGGAAACCGUGCUGGACCUCCGGGAGCGAACGGAGACGAUUUCGGUUGCGGGCUGACGUUUGCAAUCGAUUCUCUGGGCAAGGAAACUCAGUUGUCGAGCUUCGAAUCACGCAUCUUCGGUGACGCGAUCCGUGGAAUGAAGAUCCGAGCCACUCAUCGUCAGAACGCCGUCCGCGUCUACAAAGUUAACAGUCUGCAACUUCCGGCGGACAAGCUCAUGUAACUAUUUCGCAACCACGGCUUUCACGCGUCAUCGUUUUUCAGGUUCCAAGGAAUCGACGAGAGGGGCCAGCAAGUGGUGUGCUCUGUGGCUGACUACUUUUCUGAAAAGUACGGACCACUCAAGUACCCGAAACUUCCGUGUCUCCACGUCGGACCGCCCACCCGCAACAUCUUUCUUCCGAUGGAACACUGCCUGAUUGACUCGCCGCAGAAGUACAACAAGAAGAUGACGGAGAAGCAGACGAGUGCCAUCAUCAAGGUGAACUAGACUAAUAGAUCUGAUUCUCACAACAUCAUCUCAAUUUCAGGCUGCUGCCGUCGAUGCCACUCAACGCGAGGAACGCAUCCGGCAGUUGGCUUCGCAGGCGUCGUUCGGUACGGAUCCGUUCUUGAAAGAGUUCGGAGUGUCGAUCUCCUCCCAAAUGAUUGAGACGACCGCCCGUGUCAUCCAGCCGCCGCCCAUCAUGUUCGGAGGGAACAACCGUUCGAUCAACCCGGUGGUGUUCCCCAAGGACGGCUCCUGGUCGAUGGAUCACCAGACAUUGUACAUGCCUGCCACGUGUCGCAGCUACUCGAUGAUUGCUCUCGUGGAUCCGCGCGAUCAAGCCAAUCUGCAGGGAUUCUGUCAGGCGCUGACAGCGAAGGCGACCGCGAUGGGAAUGGGCUUCCCGCGUUGGCCGGACCUCGUCAAGUACGGAAGAUCGAAGGAGGACGUGUGCACUCUGUUCACCGAGAUCGCCGACGAAUACCGCGUGACGAGCACCGUCUGCGAUUGCAUUAUUGUCGUUUUACAGUCGAAGAACUCGGACAUCUACAGUAAGAAAAGAGGCGGAACACGGUAAUGUUCUUGCUUUGUUUCCAGUGACCGUAAAAGAGCAGUCGGACAUUAUCCACGGAAUCAUGUCGCAGUGCGUACUUAUGAAGAAUGUGAGCCGUUCGACUCCGGCCACUUGCGCCAACAUCGUGCUCAAACUGAACAUGAAGAUGGGUGGCAUCAACAGCCGUAUUGUCGCCGACGCCAUCACCAACAAGUACCUGGUGGACCAGCCGACCAUGGUUGUCGGAAUAGACGUGACGCAUCCGACGCAAGCCGAGAUGAGAAUGAACAUGCCGUCCGUGGCCGCGAUCGUUGCCAACGUGGAUCUGCUCCCGCAAUCGUACGGAGCCAAUGUGAAAGUGCAGAAGAAGUGCCGCGAAUCGGUCGUUUACCUUUUGGACGCCAUUCGAGAACGGAUCAUCACUUUCUACAGGUUCGGACAGAUAAUCAUCAACUGAUCCUUAACAAACGUUUGCAGACACACAAAACAGAAGCCGGCCCGCAUCAUCGUCUACCGUGACGGCGUCUCCGAGGGACAGUUCUCCGAAGUGCUCCGCGAGGAAAUCCAAUCGAUCCGUACCGCGUGUCUGGCCAUAGCCGAAGAUUUCCGUCCUCCGAUCACCUACAUCGUUGUCCAGAAGCGUCACCACGCGCGCAUCUUCUGCAAAUUCCCGAAUGACAUGGUCGGAAAAGCGAAGAACGUGCCGCCCGGCACCACCGUCGACACUGGCAUCGUCUCCCCGGAAGGCUUCGACUUCUACCUCUGCUCUCACUACGGCGUUCAGGGAACCUCUCGUCCGGCUCGUUACCACGUGCUGCUCGAUGAGUGCAAGUUUACUGCCGACGAGAUCCAGAGCAUCACGUACGGAAUGUGCCACACUUACGGACGGUGCACUCGUUCCGUCUCCAUUCCCACUCCCGUCUACUACGCGGAUCUGGUGGCUACUCGGGCCCGUUGCCACGUCAAAAGACGACUGUAAGCCAAUUGAUUCCUUCUUUAUUUCCACACAAUAUCCCUAUGUUCAGCGGGCUCGCCGAUUCCUCCGACUGCGACACGAACUCGAUGUCCUCUUCGAUCGCUUCGAUGCUCAACUUGAAAUCUGCGAGCGGAAAGGGAAAGAAGUCCCAGACGUCCACCACUGUGGACGAGGACGGUAGGAAGUUAAGAUGACGGAAUGCGACAGGUUAUGAUGAGUUUCAGCUUGCCCGCUGCCGGACGGUUCGUCGGAUCAGGUGCUCCAGGACUGUGUGUCGGUGGCCGGAGACUUCAAGAGUCGCAUGUACUUCAUUUGA